This is a messenger RNA of Uranotaenia lowii, 3164 nucleotides long. It is a transcript of the gene AstA-R1, whose product is annotated as allatostatin-A receptor. Gene Ontology annotation, biological process: G protein-coupled receptor signaling pathway. Gene Ontology annotation, cellular component: membrane. The transcript has 10 exons. Bases 1151 to 2209 code for a protein of 352 amino acids. The record is from RefSeq and is a predicted model, not a curated record. Gene Ontology annotation, molecular function: G protein-coupled receptor activity. NCBI's taxonomy places the organism in Eukaryota, Metazoa, Arthropoda, Insecta, Diptera, Culicidae.
GUUUACGUAACUGAACUGAGGGAAAUCCUAAGUAAUCUAAUAAAAUGUCCUUAUGACAGUAGGUGUACCUAUACAUAUGGAAUGUAAUGGUGCAGCUCAAUUUUGUUUACGGUAUGGGUAUGGGAAUAGCAGUCGCAGUAAAAUUUAAUGAGCUGUACGUGAGAAUAAAGUGCCAGUUUUCUGUGCUUCCAGCUACUUGCGGCACUAUUACAUUCUUUCCAAACAUGAAGCUACCUAUCUAUAUUCAUCUUCCUUCUUCCAUUGAAAUUCACCACGCGCUGGUAUUUUUAAUUGCUUAUCUUAUGCACAAUUCAUAAACAGGGAGGCUAUGCAAUUUUCUUUCUGUGUAGGUUGCUCAUAAAAUACAUUGAGGAUCAACCACGAGAUAUCUCGACUGAUCGUACCAUACUUAAAAAAAACUUUAAAUUUAUAAAUUAUGCAAUGAAAAUAUGUUCUUCAAAAUCAAACACAACACUUUCAGUAAUACAAAAAUGCAAAAUCUGUAGAACUUGGCCUUUGACUGUUCCCGGGAUAUAACACGUGAGCACGUCAAAUCUUUGAAUUCUCCGAAUAGAUUUCUUCGCCGUCUUUGAUUGCAAUUUUAAUUUUGAUGCCAAAUGACUUGAAAAUGUAUGAAACAAACAUCAAGAUCUGUUUUUAUUUCGAAUCAAAAUGGUUGAAAGUCGAUUUUCUGCCUUUUUCGGAACUCCAGUGGAUUUAUACUGAAUUUUUAAAAUUUUAUUUGAAUCGAAAACUGCGCCACAUUUUAAUAAAAUUGCAAAAAUGAAAAUUGUUUAUAGAUAAAAAUGUUUAAAAAAAUAAACUUUUGAAAAUUUUCAUAAACGAGAACUAUAACCUAAAUGUAAAAAAUUACAAGAUAAUAAAAAAGAGGACGUUAAUGACAAGAACUAUAAAACGGCUCCCAGAAAAUCGAUUUUAGACCAAAAAUUUAUUUGCGGUAUAACACUUUAAAUGUUGAAAACCAGUAAGUAGCCUAAAGUGAAUCGAAGAUGACAAAUGUCAACUGUUUGUAGGAUGUAAAUACCAGCUGCUCUGAAUCAUAUUUGGGCAAAGUGCAAACUCUCAGGCCGAGCUAGUGCAACUAAAUAUCAGUGGUUGAAGCUAGCACAACAGAAAAAGAAGUGCAAAUAUGUACGAAAACACUUCAUGGAACGUAACAUUCGAACUUUUCAAUGAAACAUUCAGGAGCUAUCCCGGAAACACGACAUACAUUGAGAAAAUCGUGUCCAUGAUGGUACCGGUAUUCUUUGGAAUUAUCGGAAUUUCGGGGCUGAUUGGAAAUGGACUGGUUGUUCUCGUUGUUGCUGCCAACCCCAGCAUGCGUUCGACAACAAAUCUCUUGAUCAUAAAUUUGGCAGCCGCUGAUUUGCUUUUUGUGAUAUUUUGCGUACCCUUCACUGCUACAGAUUAUAUCCUUUCGGAAUGGCCGUUCGGUAUCUUGUGGUGUAAAUUUGUCCAGUACAUGAUAGUGGUGACUGCACAUGCCAGCGCAUAUACUUUAGUGCUAAUGUCUCUGGAUCGAUUCCUUGCUGUCGUUCAUCCGAUAACCAGUAUGUCAGUUCGAACUGAGAAAAACGCUAUCAUAGCCAUAACGGUCACGUGGUUUGUGAUUUUGACCACAGCUAUUCCGGUUGCCAUUUCCCAUGGAAUUUUGCGCUAUCCGAGCAAGGGGGAGGACUACACCGCCUGUUUAUUUUUACACACCGAAGGAUACAGUUUAAUUGCUUUUCAUGUAUCCUUCUUCCUGUCGUCAUACAUCGUCCCGUUGACGUUGAUAUCAAUGCUCUACGUGGGAAUGUUGGCGAGGCUGUGGAAAGGUGCUCCAGGCGGUCGAGUUUCCGAUGAAUCAAGGAGAGGCAAACGGAGGGUAACUCGAAUGGUUGUCGUGGUCGUCCUGGCAUUUGCAGUUUGUUGGUGUCCGAUACAGAUGAUUCUGGUAUUGAAAUCGCUCAACCGGUACGAAGUCACCCACGUCAGUAUCAUCGUUCAGAUUGUAGCGCACGUACUGGCGUACACUAAUUCCUGCAUCAACCCGGUGCUGUAUGCUUUCUUGUCGGACAAUUUCCGGAAAGCAUUCCGAAAGGUUGUUUGGUGCGGAAAACCACCCUCACUGAUGCCCCAGGGCGGACCACAGACAAAAACAACUCGCACCGGCAAUGGCUGUUCGAAUGCGGCAGAUGUUUUGUGAGUGGAGGCCAGUGAUAGCAAACUUGCUGAAAAGUACAUCGAAAUAACCAGCUUGUAAGAGAAAGUCAUCAGUUUGGUGGGCCCAUAAAACUGUGCAAAGUGGAAAGGUUAUAAAUCAUUGCAAAAAAAAAAAACGAUUAGAUAUCAACAAUACCGAUAAAACUGGUGAGCAACAAGUCCACAAUAAAUUCUCAACAUUGACGAUGUUCUGCAAUCGGUGGGGUUUCACAAACAGCUUCCACAUGACGACGUGACGUGAUGAUGAUAUUCCAGCCCAGGACAUAUAGGUAAUGUAUAUAGAUGGUGCUUCGUUUCUGAGUGAUGGAGGAAACUCCACAUCAGCGAACGGGUUUUAUUUUUGGAGUUUUUGUUGUUUCUUUGGAAAAGGAUGUUUCCUGACUAAUUUCGUUAGGUUUGAGUUACCUAGAAAGGCUUUAUUACUGUUCCUUUCUGUCAACUUCCAUUCUUGGUAAUUUACGAUUAUUUUUGUGGAAAAAUGCGUUCUGCUUUAUCUAUUAAAGAACAUUUCGCUAAUCCAUUUAAAGGUAUAUUUAGUUACAUGUUUUAAUAUUCUCGAUGCUUCUAUUUUUCUUCACAGUUUAGCGUAUUUGAAAGUUCUUAUGUUUCAUGCUACAAAUAAGACAACAAUCAGGUAAAUUUAUAAAAUUUUGUUAUACAUAUUUUAACCGUGUUUAAGUAAUGAAUGAUCUCAACUGAAAUUCACCUUAUGAGCCCAAAGGGGAUUUUCUAAAUGUGGUAUUGAUUAUUUGGAUAUUCUUGGUGUCACAUAAAAUGCAAUUCGAUUACAAAUGUUAAACAAUAGUACAACAGAAGAUACAAUAAAAAUAUGUAUCGAAAAAUCAGAUUCGAACGCACGGAAAAGUACUCUGAAAUGUUCUAUUUUUGAGAUGUUUUGAAAGUUUGUCUACUAGUUCUAAUCAAUUUCAAUACUCCAA